CCCCGGGAGAGCUGGCGGUGGGUGGUUGUGUUUCUUCUGCCCGCUCAGAGCAUCACUUGCGCGCUGCCGAAAGCCGGGAGCGGUUGCGCAGCGGGGAUUUCCUGUCCUCCCGGCCCCCGCGGACACUCCUGCAAGCCGUGACCGGAGCCAGGGCACCCUCCCCUUUGCGCCCACAGUCCUGCACUACGGCGCCCGUUCCACCUCCGCGCCUUCUUCGCGGGACAGGCCCAGGGAGAAAGAACCGGCGCCCGGGUCCUGGGCACUGCGCCCGGCGCGAGGUGCGGGAUGGAGAGCAAGGCGCUGCUGGCCAUCGCUCUGUGGCUCUGCGUGGAGACCAGGGCUGCCUCAGUGGGUUUGCCUAGUGUUUCCCCUGAUCCACCCAGACUCAGCAUACAGAAAGACAUACUUACAAUUAUGGCUAAUACAACUCUUCAGAUUACUUGCAGUGGAGAGAGGGACUUGGACUGGCUCUGGCCCAACAAUCAGAGUGGCUCUGAGAAAAGAGUGGCAGUGACUGAGUGCAAGGACAGCCCCUUCUGUAAGAUGCUCACAAUCCCAAAAGUGACUGGAAAUGAUACUGGAGCCUACAAGUGCUUCUACCAGGACACUGACAGGGCCUCAACCAUUUAUGUCCAUGUUCAAGAUUACAGAUCUCCAUUUAUUGCUUCUGUUAGUGACCAACAUGAAGUUGUUUACAUCACUGAGAAGAAAAACAAAACUGUGGUGAUUCCAUGUCUUGGGUCCAUUUCCAACCUCAAUGUAUCACUUUGUGCAAGGUAUCCAGAAAAGAGGUUUGUUCCUGAUGGUAACAGAAUUUCCUGGGACAGUAAGAAAGGCUUUAUUAUCCCCAGCUACAUGAUCAGCUAUGCUGGCAUGGUCUUCUGUGAAGCAAAAAUUAAUGAUGAAAGUUACCAGUCUAUUAUGUACAUAGUUGUGGUUGUAGGGUAUAAGAUUUAUGAUGUGGUUGUCAGCCCCCCUCUUGAAAUUGAGCUGUCUGUUGGAGAGAGGCUUGUCUUAAACUGUACUGCAAGGACUGAACUAAAUGUGGGGAUUGAUUUCAACUGGGAAUACCCUUCUUCGAAGCAUCGGCAUAAAAAAGUUGUCAUCCGGGACCUAAAAACCCAGUCUGGAAGUGAGAUGAAGAAAUUUUUGAGCACCUUGACUAUAGAUGGUGUAACCCGGAGUGACCAAGGACAGUAUAUCUGUGCAGCUUCCAGUGGGAUGAUGACCAUGAAAAGCAACACGUCAGUCAGGGUCCAUGAAAAACCUUUUAUUGCUUUUGAUAGUAGCAUGGAAUCUUUGGUGGAAGCCACAGUGGGAGACCGUGUUAAAGUCCCUGUGAAGUACCUUGCUUACCCUACCCCUGAAAUAAAAUGGUAUAAAAAUGGAAAACCCAUUGAGUCCAAUCACACAGUAAAAGGGCAAAAGGAACUGGUUAUUACGGAAGUGAGUGAAAAAGAUACAGGAAAUUACACUGUCAUCCUCACAAACCCCAUGUCAAAGGAGAGACAAAGCCACAUGGUAUCUCUGGUUGUGAAUGUCCCACCGCAGAUCGGUGAGAAGUCCCUGAUCUCUCUGGUAGAUUCUUACCAGUACGGCACCACACAAAUGCUGACAUGCACGGUCUACUCUGUCCCACCGCCACAUCACAUUCGCUGGUAUUGGCAGCUGGAGGAGUGCGCCUACAAGCCCUUCCACGCUGCCUUAAUGACAAACCCACAUACUUGUAAAGGAUGGAGAAAUGUGGAUGACUUCCAGGGGGGAAAUAAAAUUGAAGUCAACAAAAAUCAAUUUGCCAUAAUUGAAGGAAAAAACAAAACUGUAAGUACCCUUGUUAUCCAAGCGGCAAAUGUGUCAGCCUUGUACAAAUGUGAAGCCAUCAACAAAGUUGGGAGAGGAGAGAGGGUGAUCUCCUUCCAUGUGACCAGGGGCCCUAAAGUCACUUUGCAACCUCAUGCCCAGCCAACUGAGCAGGAGAGUGUGUCUUUGUGGUGCUCUGCAGACAGAACUAUGUUUGAGGACCUCAUGUGGUACAAGAUUAGCUCACAGGCUCUGCCAAGCCAUGUGGGAGAGUUGCCCACACCUGUUUGCAAGAACUUGGAUGCUCUUUGGAAAAUGAAUGCCUCCAAGAUCUCUAAUGGCACAAGUGACAUUUUGAUCAUGGAGCUCCAGAAUGCAUCCUUGCGGGACCAAGGAGACUAUGUGUGCUUUGCCCAGGACAGGAAGACCAAGAAAAGACAUUGCGUGGUCCGACAGCUCACGGUAUUAGAGCGUGUGGCACCCAUGAUCACUGGAUUCCUGGAGAAUCAGACUACAAGCAUUGGUGAAACCAUUGAAGUUUCAUGCACCACGUCUGGGAAUCCCCCUCCACAAGUUACAUGGUUUAAAGAUAAUGAGACACUUGUAGAAGACUCAGGUAUUGUACUGAAGGAUGGGAACCGGAACCUAACCAUCCGCAGGGUGAGGAAGGAGGACGAAGGCCUCUAUACCUGCCAGGCAUGCAAUGUUCUUGGGUGUGCAAAAGUGGAGGCAUUUUUCAUAGUAGAAGGUGCCCAGGAGAAGACAAACUUAGAAGUCAUUAUUCUAGUAGGCACAGCAGUGAUUGCCAUGUUCUUCUGGUUAUUACUUGUCAUCGUUCUACGGACCGUUAAGCGGGCCAAUGGAGGGGAACUGAAGACAGGCUACUUGUCCAUCGUCAUGGAUCCAGAUGAACUCCCCUUGGAUGAGCACUGUGAACGCCUGCCUUAUGAUGCCAGCAAGUGGGAGUUCCCCAGAGACCGGCUGAAACUAGGUAAACCUCUUGGCCGUGGUGCCUUUGGCCAAGUGAUUGAAGCAGAUGCCUUUGGAAUCGACAAGACAGCAACUUGCAAGACAGUGGCCGUCAAAAUGUUAAAAGAAGGAGCAACACACAGUGAACACCGAGCCCUCAUGUCUGAACUCAAGAUCCUCAUUCAUAUUGGCCAUCAUCUCAAUGUGGUCAAUCUUCUAGGAGCCUGUACCAAGCCAGGAGGGCCACUCAUGGUGAUAGUGGAAUUUUGCAAGUUUGGAAAUCUGUCAACUUACUUAAGGAACAAGAGAAAUGAAUUUGUCCCCUAUAAGACCAAAGGGGCACGGUUCCGUCAAGGGAAAGAAUAUGUUGGGGAAAUCACUAUGGAUCCCAAACGCCGCUUGGACAGUAUCACCAGUAGUCAGAGCUCAGCCAGCUCUGGAUUUGUGGAGGAGAAAUCCCUCAGUGAUGUGGAGGAAGAGGAAGUUUCGGAGGAUCUGUACAAGAACUUCCUGACCUUGGAGCAUCUCAUCUGUUACAGCUUCCAAGUGGCUAAGGGCAUGGAGUUUUUGGCAUCACGGAAGUGUAUCCACAGGGACCUGGCUGCACGCAACAUCCUCUUGUCGGAGAAGAACGUGGUUAAAAUCUGUGACUUUGGCUUGGCCCGGGAUAUUUAUAAAGACCCAGAUUAUGUCAGAAAAGGAGAUGCUCGCCUCCCUUUGAAAUGGAUGGCCCCAGAAACAAUUUUUGACAGAGUGUACACAAUUCAGAGUGAUGUAUGGUCUUUUGGUGUCUUGCUCUGGGAAAUAUUUUCGCUAGGUGCUUCUCCAUAUCCUGGAGUAAAGAUCGAUGAGGAAUUUUGUAGGCGAUUGAAAGAAGGCACUCGAAUGAGGGCCCCUGAUUAUGCCACACCAGAAAUAUACCAGACCAUGCUUGACUGCUGGCAUGGGGAGCCCAAUCAGAGACCCACGUUUUCUGAGCUGGUGGAACACUUGGGAAAUCUGUUACAAGCUAAUGCUCAGCAGGAUGGCAAAGACUACAUUGUUCUCCCGAUAUCAGAGACUUUGAGCAUGGAAGAGGAUUCUGGACUCUCUCUGCCUACCUCACCUGUUUCCUGUAUGGAGGAAGAGGAAGUGUGUGACCCCAAAUUCCAUUAUGACAACACAGCAGGAAUCAGCCAGUAUCUGCAGAACAGUAAGCGAAAGAGCCGGCCUGUGAGUGUAAAAACAUUUGAAGAUAUCCCGUUGGAAGAACCAGAAGUAAAAGUAAUCCCAGAUGACAACCAGACGGACAGUGGUAUGGUCCUUGCAUCAGAAGAGCUGAAAACCUUGGAAGACAGAACCAAAUUAGCUCCAUCUUUUAGUGGACUGAUGCCCAGCAAAAGCAAGGAGUCUGUGGCAUCCGAAGGCUCUAACCAAACAAGUGGCUACCAGUCUGGGUAUCACUCCGAUGACACAGACACCACUGUGUACUCCAGCGAGGAAGCUGAACUGUUAAAGCUGGUGGAGAUUGGACCACCAGCUAGCAGUACGGCCCAGAUUCUCCAGCCUGACUCUGGGCCCACAUUGAGCUCUCCUCCUGUUUAAAAGGAGGCACCCACGUCCCCCACUCCUGGAAAUCACAUGAGAGGUGCUGCUCAGAUUGUCAAGUGUUGUUCUUUCCAUCACUAGGAAGUAGCCACAUUUGAUUUUCAUUUCAAAAAAAAAAAAGGACCUCAGACUGCAGGGAGCCAGUCCAGUAGGCAUUUCCUGAGAAGAUGUUUGUGACUCAAGAAUGUGUUUGUGUUUUCUCCCGGUGUUGACCUUCUGUUUAUGCAUUUAGAAAGCAUGUAUGAUGCCCCUUACUGUGGGUCUCCCCAUGGGUUCUAACAAAAGAAGUUCAAGGAAUGGCUGCAUCCUCUGUGAAGUGGCAGCACCUGGGGAGUUGACACCUCUCUGUAAAACCAGAAGAUAAACCAAGCAGUGCAAGUGCUUUAGGUGUUGAAGAUGGGAAAGACCUUUAGGGCUGAGUCCAUCCAAGAAGCUUUGUUCAGGAUACGGGUUCUGAGCCAAGUCGUACGUGUGGGGUUUGGAUUGACAGAAAGGAAGAUGUCGGUUUGCUUUGAGAGUGUCCUGGAGCCUGCAGAUGCAUUGUGUUGGCUCUGGUGGAGGUGGGCCUGGGGUCUGUUAGGAAAGGUAAAGGCUUCAGAUGAGGUUACUGGUUUAGAAGAUUUCGUGCUCUUCCCAGUUGGGCUAAAUGAGAGCUCCUUGAGCUGUUUCCGACUCCUGAUGAGAGUUCCUUCCGGACUCUUACGUGUCUCUUGGCCAAGCCCCAGGAAGGAAAUGAUGCAGCUCUGGCUCCUUGUCUCCCAGGCCGAUCCUUUAUUCAGAACACCAUAAAGAAUGGACAUUCAGACAGAGACUCCCUGUCGUGUUGAAGAGUUCUGACUGCAUAAACCAGCUUCUGGUUUCUUCUGGAUGAAUACCCACAUAUCUGUCCCGAUGUGAUAUAUGUCUGAGCCUGAAUGCAGUAGGUUCCGUAUCAAGCUGUGGUGUCAAAGUUUCAGAAAGGAUUUUACUCUUUUGUUCCUUCUCCCCUCCCUGAGCUCGGCCCCUUUCACCCCAAUCAGUCAGUAUUUUAGCAAUUUGGCCUCUGCACUCUAGUAAGAACUGAUUUGGUUUGUUCACUCUCUGAAUGACUGACUAUUAGCCAGAUUUCAAAAUUAUUUUAUAGCCAAAGUUUUAACAACAUCUAUUGUAUUAUUUAGAAUUUUAACAUGUCAAGCUAUUUCUACUGGUUUCUGCCCUUGUAUUUUUCAUUUGGUACCAUAGUGUGAGAUGCUGGGAACCAUGACUGUAAAACAUGCUAUGGCACAUAUAUUUAUAGUCUGUUUAUGUAGAAACAAAUGUAAUAUAUUAAAACCUUAUAUUAUAUAUGAUGAACUUUGUACUAUUCACAUUUUAUACCAGUAUUAUGUAGCAUAACAAAGGCCAUAAUGCUUUCAGCAAUUGAUGCCAUUUUAUUAAAAAAAAAAAUUGAAAAAACUUAAA
Molecule: messenger RNA, 5796 nt
Organism: Lontra canadensis (Northern American river otter)
Lineage: Eukaryota; Metazoa; Chordata; Mammalia; Carnivora; Mustelidae
Gene: KDR
Product: kinase insert domain receptor
Exons: 30
Coding region: 286-4353 (1355 amino acids)
Biological process (GO): endothelial cell differentiation; angiogenesis; protein phosphorylation
Cellular component (GO): membrane; signaling receptor complex
Molecular function (GO): growth factor binding; vascular endothelial growth factor receptor activity; ATP binding
Source: RefSeq, a predicted model, not a curated record